UAAAUGUCACAUGAAAAAAUAAUAAUAAUUAAUUAAAAAAAUAAUUCUCUCUCUUGCUUUGUUCAACAUCGAACGCCAUACAAGGGAGAGAAGAAGAAGAAGAAGAAGAAGAAGAAGAGGAAAAGAAGAGAAAAGGUAGGAAGAAGCAUCGCGCGACAUCUAAUUGACCAGAUUCUUGCAGUUUUAGGUUUUCUGACUACCUUGGGAGAAAGAGUACUUGCUGCAUUGCCACUGUAAUUGUUGUUUAAUUGAGAUAAACAUGGCUGAGCGGCAACCACUUGAUCAACAACAUCCACUUGAUCUACCGCUUCAAUCUUCCAUUCUACCAAGAGAGGACAUGAUUGGCUGUGUGAUGGCACUGGAGGCUGCUUUGCUUCCAUGCUUGCCCGCAAGAGAGCUCCAAGCAAUAGAUCGAUCUCCUCACCCUUCUCAUCAGAUUGAUGUUGAGAGGCAUGCUAGAGAUUUCAUGGAAGCUGCUAAAAAACUUCAACUCUAUUUUAUCGGUCUUCAACGUGAGGAUCAGCCAACCAAGGCAGGAACCCUUCAAAAGGAGAUUGCCGCGAUGGAAGACGAGUUGAAGAUUAAGACUGAGCUUAUCAAGAAUCGAGAAAGACUGAUUCAAGGGUGGAGGAAGGAGUUGAAAGACCAAUUGGACAAACACAACACCGAAUUAGAGAGAGUGUAGUCAGUCCCCAAUGUAUUGGUGGACCACUGGCUAAUGCCUUAGGAUUAAUGAUUUUAUGUACUUGCCAAUGUGAAAUCAUCACUCUAGCUUUUAGAUUUGAUUAUGACUAAACUAUUCUUGAAUCUGGACCAAUUGUGCAAGGGA
This is a messenger RNA of Cornus florida, 829 nucleotides long. RefSeq names its product mediator of RNA polymerase II transcription subunit 28-like. Bases 260 to 685 code for a protein of 141 amino acids. The record is from RefSeq and is a predicted model, not a curated record. NCBI's taxonomy places the organism in Eukaryota, Viridiplantae, Streptophyta, Magnoliopsida, Cornales, Cornaceae. Gene Ontology annotation, biological process: regulation of DNA-templated transcription. Gene Ontology annotation, cellular component: mediator complex. The transcript has 4 exons.